AUGAGGAACAUGACUGGCAGUGCAGUAACCGAGUUUGUUCUACUUGGGCUCACGGAUCGUCCAGAGCUCCAGCCUGUCCUCUUCAUGCUGUUCCUGGAGGUUUCCCUCCUCACCCUCUUGGGCAAUGUGGGCAUGAUAAUGCUGAUCAGACUGGAUGCAACCCCACAGAUGCUGACUAAUUUCUUAUCAGAGAAGAAGACCAUUUCCUUUGGUGGCUGUUUUACACAGUGUUACAUUUUCAUUGUGCUUCUCCUCACGGAGUAUUACAUUCUGGCAGCAAUGGCCUAUGACCGCUAUGUGGCCAUAUGCAGCCCUCUGCGGUACAGUGUGCAGAUGUCUAGGCGAGUCUGCAUUUGCCUGGCCACGUUUCCUUACGUCUAUGGCUUCUCAGAUGGGCUAUUCCAGGACAUCCUGACCUUCCGUCUGACCUUCUGCAGAUCCAACGUCAUCAACCACUUCUACUGUGCAGACCCGCCACUCAUUAAGCUUUCUUGCUCUGAUCCCUAUGUCAAAGAACGUGCCAUGCCCAUCUCAUCUGGCUUCAUUCUCUCCAGCUCCCUCACCAUCAUCCUGGUGUCCUAUGCCUUCAUUAUUGCUGCCAUCCUCCGGAUCAAAUCAGCAGAGGGGAGGCACAAGGACUUCUCCACCUGUGCUUCCCCCAUGUUGGCUGUCACCCUGUUCUACGGGACACUCUUCUGCAUGUAUGUAAGACCUCUGACAGAUAAGACGGUGGAAGAAUCCAAAAUAAUGUCUGUCUUCUAUACCUUUGUCAGUUCAGUGCUUACUACACUCAUCUACAGUCUGUGGAAGAGAGAUGUUAAACAGGCUUUCAGGAAUGUGCUGAGAUGA
Nycticebus coucang (slow loris) is the source of this 849-nucleotide messenger RNA. Its product is annotated as olfactory receptor 5M11-like. Gene Ontology annotation, molecular function: odorant binding; olfactory receptor activity; G protein-coupled receptor activity. The record is from RefSeq and is a predicted model, not a curated record. Gene Ontology annotation, cellular component: membrane. Gene Ontology annotation, biological process: G protein-coupled receptor signaling pathway; sensory perception of smell. The coding region runs from base 1 to 849 and encodes 282 amino acids. NCBI's taxonomy places the organism in Eukaryota, Metazoa, Chordata, Mammalia, Primates, Lorisidae. The transcript has a single exon.